UCAGAGCAGUGCACUUGCAGCAGCACUUCACAAGAGCAGCUUCCAGUGCACAGACAGGAUUUGGGGUAUCAGCAACCUGACUGCUUAGCAGCUGACUGAAUUCUUGGCGCAAAGAAUCGGUGGUGGCAGGAUUUGAGACAGACACACUGGUCAACAUGAGCACGGCAGGCAAAGUUAUUAAAUGCAAAGCAGCAGUAAUGUGGGAAGCCAAUAAACCAUUUUCUAUUGAGGAAGUGGAAGUUGCCCCACCAAAAGCGCACGAAGUUCGCAUAAAGAUCGUGGCCACAGGGAUCUGUCGCUCUGAUGACCAUGUGAUAACUGGUGCACUGGUUAUGCCUUUUCCAAUAAUUCUUGGGCAUGAAGCAGCUGGUAUUGUGGAGAGUGUUGGGCAGGGAGUAACUUCAAUCAAACCAGGAGAUAAGGUUAUUCCACUCUUUGUGCCGUCCUGUGGGGAGUGCAGUAGUUGCUUAAGUGCCAAGGGUAAUCUGUGCAUCAAAAAUGACAUUUCUUCGGCUGCUGGAUUAAUGCUUGAUGGCACAACUAGAUUCACCUGUAAAGGAAAAGCAAUUCACCAUUUUGUGGGUACCAGCACCUUCACUGAAUACACAGUAGUGCAUGAAGCUUCUGUAGCCAAAAUCGAUUCUGCUGCUCCUCUGGAAAAGGUUUUUCUAAUUGGCUGUGGAUUUUCAACUGGUUAUGGGGCUGCUGUGCAGACUGCCAAGGUGGAACCAGGCUCCAGCUGUGCCGUCUUUGGCCUUGGAGGAGUUGGCCUCUCUGUUAUCAUGGGCUGCAAGGUGGCUGGAGCUUCCCGCAUCAUUGCUGUUGAUAUCAAUAGUGACAAGUUUGCCAAGGCCAAAGAACUGGGAGCCACAGACUGCGUCAACCCUAGAGAUUUCAAGAAGCCUAUUCACGAGGUGUUGAUCGAAAUGACUGGCCAUGGUGUGGACUACGCCUUUGAGGUUGUCGGCCGUAUUGACACCAUGACCGCAGCCUUGGCCUGUUGCCAUUACAACUGUGGAGUCAGUGUGAUUGUGGGAGUGCCUCCUGCAGCACAGAAGAUCACUUUUGACCCCAUGCUCCUCUUCACUGGUCGCACCUGGAAAGGCUCUGUCUUUGGAGGCUGGAAGAGUAAAGAUUCAGUCCCUAAACUGGUUGCUGACUACAUGAAGAAAAAAUUUGUUCUGGAUCCAUUAAUAACUCACAGACUUCAUUUCACUAAAAUCAAUGAAGGAUUUGAUCUGCUAAGGACAGGGAAGAGUAUUCGCACUGUCCUGGUGUUUCAGGAUUCCUAAUUGUUAACAGCAGAUGGCUUAGCCCCAAUACAAACUUCAUUAUCCUCCAAUACAACUGGUAUGACGCACAAACCAAGAUGUUUCUGAAAGGUCCAUCACUUUCCCUUGGAACAAAAGGAUCAAGCUCAAACCCCAGACUUCAAGCACAGUGUUUAUAAAUGAAAUAAUCUUUUUCCUUCUG
Pezoporus occidentalis (night parrot) is the source of this 1473-nucleotide messenger RNA. It is a transcript of the gene ADH1C, whose product is annotated as alcohol dehydrogenase 1C (class I), gamma polypeptide. The record is from RefSeq and is a predicted model, not a curated record. Lineage: Eukaryota; Metazoa; Chordata; Aves; Psittaciformes; Psittacidae. Gene Ontology annotation, molecular function: zinc ion binding; all-trans-retinol dehydrogenase (NAD+) activity. The coding region runs from base 156 to 1292 and encodes 378 amino acids. Gene Ontology annotation, cellular component: cytosol. The transcript is spliced from 9 exons. Gene Ontology annotation, biological process: retinoic acid metabolic process; retinol metabolic process.